Molecule: messenger RNA, 1179 nt
Organism: Fibroporia radiculosa
Lineage: Eukaryota; Fungi; Basidiomycota; Agaricomycetes; Polyporales; Fibroporiaceae
Exons: 7
Coding region: 1-1179 (392 amino acids)
Source: RefSeq, a predicted model, not a curated record
AUGGGAUCACUCGAUUUUACUUCUCCUAGCUUUGAUUCGUCCGCUGAGCUCAUAUUCUUGGGCACUGGCACGUCUUCAAGUCUUCCGCAUGUUGAUUGUUUGACCGCACCACCUGGAGCGAAACCUUGCCGGACUUGUCUCUCCACGCUUACUCCGGAGGGUAAGAAGAACAUCAGGCGCAACACUUCAGCUGCUGUCCGGCUACGUGCAAAAGACGGAAGUGAUGUCACCAUAAUCAUAGACGUCGGAAAGAGUUUCCAACCCGCCGCAGUAGAGUGGUUUCCGAAGUAUGGCUUGCGCCGGAUAGAUGCUGUUCUGAUAACACAUGCGCACGCUGAUGCAAUGAAUGGCCUGGACGAUCUAAGAGGAUGGACUUUACACGGCGUAAUACAGCCCCACAUUGAUUUAUAUGUAUCUAUGGCGACCUUCAAGGAGGUCCAGCGAGCGUUCCCGUAUCUCAUAUCGAAGGAAUUUGCCUCCGGUGGUGGUGAUGUCCCUGAAUUCAAGUGGCAUAUUAUCGAGGACCGCGUGCCCUUUGAAAUAGGAGACACUGGCAUACAGAUCACACCCUUUGCUGUACAUCACGGGCGCAUUUUUACGCCCUCUCCUCCCCUUGAUGCCUCCAUGUCCGCCACGCCCUACUCUAUCUCGCCGGCCUCCACAAAUGCUUCUACUCCCAGUGUGCCUGGGACACCAGUCCACGUUCCAACGGCAGUUCCCACGGAACCUGUCAAGCAGAUCCAACCUUACCUGUGCUUCGGCUUCAUUAUCCAGGAUGCCAUAACCUAUCUUUCCGACGUUUCUCAUAUCCCGGAGGACGUUUGGGCGAUGUUGAAAUCCAUGCGUCGCAUCCCGCCGCUAUUCGUCCUUGACUGUCUGCGGGUACAGCCACACCCCUCACAUCUCAGCGUUACGGAGGCUGUCGCAGUAGCGAAGCGUAUGAACGCCCAGCGGACGUACCUGCUUGGCUUCACACACGACCUUGCUCACGAUGACUUUGUAACGAUAGGGGAAGCGGCUGGGGGAAAGAAGUUGGAGGAUGCUGGUCUUUCCCUCAUUGAGCGACACGGGCUAUCCAGCAUACAAGAAGAUCGAACCAUUUGGACUCGGCCUGCAUAUGACGGACUACGAGUGUUUGUUUCUGAGGAGGGACUCGUACGAGAUGAGUGUUAUCGGUGA